Molecule: messenger RNA, 792 nt
Organism: Didymodactylos carnosus
Lineage: Eukaryota; Metazoa; Rotifera; Eurotatoria; Philodinida; Philodinidae
Source: the annotation of a GenBank genome assembly
AUGUUAUUAAUUGUUCGUUUGUGUUUGUGUUUAUUCUUUUUAAAUUUUAUUUUCUCUGCUGGUAAGAGAAAAAAUCUUGAUGAAAGCGGUUAUGCAACAAAUGAUCUUUCUGAACAAAUGCAUGAUUCUUCCUCAGCUUCACUUUCUGAUUAUGCUAACGACAAUGACUGUAAUGCCUAUGAAACAUCUGAUUAUGAUCCAGAAAAACACGGUGAAUCGACAGACAAUGAAGCUCCACCAUAUAUCGAGAAAGAUGACAGCAGAUAUAUAAUCGAUUCACAUCCAGGUGUAAGUGAUGAUGAUCCAUCCUAUCCGAUAACAUUCAUGACACCUGAUAUAACAUGGAUAGAUGAUGAAUGGCCAUUAUUACGUAAAAAAUUUAAACAUAUGGAUGAGGAUGAAGGUGAAACAUUUGAUCUUCGAUGGCAUGUUACUGAUCGUAAUAGUGGAAAGAAAAAUAAAUUAAUCGGUAUUCUUUUGGCAACAUAUGAUCCGGAUGAUAAAAGCCGAAAUUUUUUAUAUAUUGAUUAUUUAUUUGUUGCCACACGAUAUCGUAAAAAAGGCAUUGGUAUAAGAUUAAUGCGUCGUGCAGAAAACUAUGCAUGGGAUAUGAAUGUGCCAGAAGUUCGUCUAUCAGCAGUGGUAAAACAUAUUCAUUACUAUAAAUUUACAUGCGGUUAUUUAAAAAGAGCAGCCCCUGGUUUUAGUGCCCAAUUAAGAGUGAAGUAUAAUCCUCACAGACGGCCACAACCUCCAAAAGUUCAACCAAUGAAACCACCAGUUCGAUGGUAA